AUGAGCUUCCAUCCCGACGACGCAGCCGGCCGCGCUCGAUACAGCGCAUUCGCUCCCUCGCCUGCGUCCAGCCACGACUACUCGUCCAACAGUACCAAGCAUUCCGGCACCCCUGUAGCAUCAGCGUUCAAUGUACCCGGCCAUGCCAUCUAUAUCGCCGAUCCCCAUCGAUUCGGCGUCCUGUCGAUCAACAUCGACGCCACUACCACCAUAGUCACAUCGCCUUCCUCCGUGCUUCCUAGGACUGCGCCUGUCUCUCCAAACCCGCAAACAUCUCGUCCUCCGCUCUCGCCCAGUGCCCACCGCAAUGCAUCCUCCUCCAAGCUCGCAUCGCCCCAGCCGCCGCCUUCGUCCUUCCAACAUCCUCCCACAAAGGCGGGCAGGGCGAGACCCCUCAGCCAAGAGUUCGGCCAGAAGGCUCGAGAUGUGCUCAACGAGUUCGGACGGCUCGCAAGCCGGAGAGCAAGCGCGCUCGAACGUGCAGGCGGCGCAGAGACGCUCGCCCGUGUAGCCGACGGCCUCAGUGUAUCCUCGCAAAGCCACAGCCAGAAUCGUCGCGCGACAUUCCAACCUGCACCUGCUCCUCAGAACUACUCGCCGUUCUCGGUCAGCGACCUUUCGAAACCGCCACCGCUGCGGCUGGCGUCCGAUGAAGCGGCGCUUAUCCGCUCCGCCGUCACGCAAAACUUGUUGCUCGUGCCGCACAACGACCCUCGUCGGCUUUUGUCCACCGUGCCCCUCGGCAUCCAGAGCCGCAUCACACGGUCAGGCGUCUCGUCGUCCGAACAUUCACCAAUCGCUUUCGUCGCAGACCCUCAAGACAAGGAUGAAUCACGCUCCAAUGCAGCGCCUGCCACUCGCGAGGCUCCGGCUGUUCUUGACCCUUCUCGCUUGCUCCUCCAGGUCUCUCCACCGGCCGAGCUGGCAAGGCAAACAUGGACCCGAGAAGCGAGCUCCUUUGCAUCGUACGACUGGUCUCGGCACGAGACGUCAGAAAGUCAUGAUGUCAACCUUCGCUUCCGACUCCGACUCGAAGGUCAUGCCGCCAACACACACAUUGACAAAGUCGGCGCCUCAGGCAAAAUCCUCUUUCUGUCUGCCUCUCAUACACGCAGGCUCAUCGAUGCAAUCGAAUCUCCGCAGUCAAGCAUCGCCACAGCCGAGCUCGCCAGCCUAGAGGGCAUCUCUCGCGUCGAACUCCCGCCUCCAGCCAGCCCACUCUCGGCCAACGUGUCUCGUGGUGCACGAGAGUGCGACUUUGACUGGAGCUGGAAGACGCUGGCUCGCUCAGCCUCGCACGCAGGCUCACGAUGCUGCUGCGCCUUUGUAGAGCUCCAUCCGGAUGGUGCAUCCGCAUCGCUCCUCGCUGCCUUUUCUUUCGUCGUCGAGAUGCCUUCGUCGCCGUCUCCACAUGCGGGCUCCCUGCGCGCCUCCGCCCUUGCCCCGCCGGUGAAAGCGGAAAUGUCGCGAUCGGACUCGCUUGCGCUCAUCGCUGCACUCAACCUCGGCCAGGAUCUUUCCGUGGACAGCGAUGUGGCCUCGCCAUCCCCCGCCUUGCAAGCAGGUCUCGAAUCAGCCGCGACGAGUCCGGCUCUCGAACGCUCGCAGCUGGACCCGCAAGGCGGCUCCCUUCCAGUGCCCAUCGAUCGGACCGAGCUCGCGCUCGAAGACGUCGUCAGCGACUCGCCCAUUUUCCGCGCCGCUCUUGGCAACCUCGAGCGCAGAACUGCAAGCACCAAGAAGCUCUCGAAAGCUCUGCUCAAAGCCGUUCAGGAAUCGCAGGCCCGCACGGCCAAGCUCUUGGAAGCUGAAGAUGUCGUGAAUGCGGCAUUCGACGAUCUCGUCGGCAUAGCUCCCGAAACUCUCGGACGCAUGCAGGAUCACUUCUUGCGCCAAGCGCGAGCCAAAUCCAGUCAGCACCGCAGAGAGCAUGUCGAUACAAUCGAGGCUUGCCUCGAACGUCCGCUUCUGCAGCUGAUCGAGCUCUGUCGCGGCGUGCAAGACGGUUUCAAGCGCUUUGACAGCGAGUCCAAGACGUACUAUUCCCAGACGCAAAAGUGGCUCGCCAAUCGUUCCGACGCGUCGGCCUCGACUCAAUCACACAGCGAUCCCCCGUACCAACCGGCACUCGAGAAGGCUCACAAGCAAGAGCGUGCCGACGAGAAGCAGAAGCUACGCGAAAUGCGCUUCGAGCAGGCUCGUCUGGAUCUCUUCCUCAUGCUGCAGCGCCUGCAUGGCGGUAGAGCCGAAGUCAACCUCGCUCAGCGUAUUCUCCAGCUCUCGCGGUGGUAUGCGGAUUCGCCCACCACCAUCCCCGGCGCAGCACGGUCGGACGACCAGAAGCGCUUCCUGUCGACGUUCGAGGCAGCGCUGCAAGACGCGCUCGACGGGCACGCAAUCCAGCUCGACCAGGCCGAGGCUCGCUCGCGUCAGAUCGGCGACAAGAUCCGAGAGUUGGAAGUGAUGCUAGGCAAAGCCGCUGAUGCCGACAUCGAUGUCGCCGGAGCACACAAAUUCGAGGCGGAGCAAGAGACGCCUCAGGCGCAGCAUCCGGGCGGUGCGGUCGCGUCGAAAGCGCGCAAGCUCAAGUCGUUCCUCGGCGCCUUUGCGUCGAAUAUGAAUGCCUCGCCGCUCACCAACAGCAGGUCGCCUCUGAUGGGGUCCGCCAUGUCCCAGCAGGAGUCCGAUCAAGGUGCUAGCAGCGCCAAUGAGUCGGCUCGGAGGCCAUCUGCUCAACGUCGUCUGUCGCUCAAGCUCAGGAGCGACCGUGAUCAACCCAGAGAUGCCAGUCCGGCCUCACCUCUGCGCUCACAAGCACCGUCGAGUUGGAAAUAUGACGCACUGUCAGGCCAUUCUCGCAGGGGCUCUGAACCCCGCGACUUUACUGGUGCCACAGAGCCGGACAGGUCUAGCCGUUCAUCCAGCGUGCUUCCCUUGCCAGACGUUGGAGCAGCCAAUCCGGAUCGCGGUCUCGGUAUCUAUGCAUCGGUGCCGCCACUAUCUCCCCGAACCGCCGAAGCCCCUCGGAUGCCGGGACCUGUUGCUCCGAGCCCCGCCAGUACAAACUCGGCUGUCGGUGGAGAACGAAAGAAAGAGGGAGUGCUUUGGGUCAUGUCCAAGCCCAUCAGUGGUCCGGCAGGCGCCGAUGCCCCGCGAGGCGUCAGUCGGUCGACGCACUGGCGCGAAUGCUGGGUGGUCCUGUCCGGCUCCGGGCAGGUCAGCGAGUUUGCCGACUGGAAGAAUGCCAAGGCGCUCGAGCCUACGAAUCCGCUCAUCGAUCUGCGCUUCGCCACCGUGCGCGAGGCGCGCGGUGUCGACCGCCGCUUCACAUUCGAGAUUGUCACGCGAGACAGCCGGCGCUUCUUCCAGGCGCCUGACGAAGAGACGAUGCGAGACUGGAUGCGCGCCAUCGCCAGGGCGAUCGAGAGCUUGCUCAACGGCACUUCGAGCGUACGCAAGCUCGAUCGCGCCGUACGAGCGUCUCCCUUCGGCAACCUUGACGUGGCUCAGCGCGCGGGCGCCUUUGACGAAAAGGAAGAAGACGCACGAGUCUUGGAAGGAGACGACUUUGCUGUUCGCAGGCUGCUCGACCGGACAACAAAGCCAUUCAGUCAGAGCAUGACCGAUCUCUCCUCGCCUGGAAAAGCACCAAACGGAGACCGAAAGGGCGAACGAACCAAGGUCGGAGCCCACUUGGUCACACUGUCAGAGAGCCAAGCUGAACCCGCUGUUCAGCUGUCGAAGCGCGCAUCGCGCCACCAACGGGGCAUCUCGAACAAGACUCCCAUUUCCGGAUACCUUGGAAGUGGCGGUCUUGGACUGUCGGCCGCCGACGCAGCUGCGUGGCAUAGGCGCAGUGUCACUGGCGCCAGCGAUGACGCCUCGAGCUCAUCGCAUUCGGCGAAGGCUGAGCACGAGACCGAGUUUGACCGACAGAUUGAGGCCGUCAUUCAACGAAGCUACGGAUCGCACGGCGAGACGGGCGCGAGCCAUUCGGGCUUUUCGCACGCCUCUGCGCAGGUCGAUGAAAUGGGCAUGCUUAAAGGCGAUCCUGCGCAGCGCACUACCGCUCCGAACAGCAGCUUCAAAAGCAGCGGCCGCAACGGUAGCGGGGCGAGCGCUUCGUUCGGCACCAAAGAGUCGCGCGCGGCCGAGCUGGCAGCCAUCUCGCGUCGGCCAGAGAACCAACGGUGCGCGGACUGCCAGAGCGAGGAUCCGCGCUGGGCGUCGUGGAUGCUCGCAAACGAGGCGUGCUGCAUCUUUAUCUGCAUCGGGUGCUCGGGUGUGCAUCGAUCGCUGGGCGUGCACAUCAGCAAGGUCAAGUCGGUCGAUCUGGAUGACUGGACGCAGGAGCAGCUGCAGGCGGCUCGAGACUGGGGCAACGCACGCGCCAAUGCGGUUUGGGAGCACAGCAAGCCUGCAGGCCGGCUCCCGGCGCCCGGAGACCGCACCGAGUUCUGGCGCACCAAGUAUGUCGAGCAGCAGUGGAAAGCGCCAGCUCAAGCGCAGGGCGAAACGAAGCCGCUGCUCGUUCGCGCCGAGGAUGUGGAUGCCACGCCGACGCGCCAAUCAGUCGGCACGGCAGACAGGACCGCGCGUGCACCGAACUCUCCGCCUCCGGGCGUGUUCGUCAUCGCAUCCAAAUUGCAGAGUCGUCCGGCUGGAGCUGGGCCUGUUGCGGAACCGCUGGGGUCGCCGCGACCUAGCGGCCCGCGUCCACUACCAAGCCGGCGCUCGGUCUCGAUGCAGUCGAUCCCGACGACUUCGCCUCCGCAGUCGCCAGUCGGACCGGGGCGCGUAUUUGCAGCUUCUCGAGAUCUGACGAGUCCUGCCUCUCCCACCCGGCGGGCAGGGCUGGAUUGGACCGGGCGUCCCGACGUGCAGACUCGCGAGGCAGUGUCGAACGACCCUUCUGUGCCGACACUGCCUGUGUUGAUCAGCAGUCCCACCAAGGAGGCGCUGCAGCACCGACGUGUGGUGAGUGGGACGGCGCAUGCGCACGUGAGCGAGGCCAUGCUGGCUGCGCGUGCAGAUCCGCGUCUGUUUCCCUACGAGGCGCAGCGAGUGCGCGCGGGCGAGCACGAGCGGGUCUCGUCGCCUCCAUCGUCGUUCUUUGUGUCGAACCUCGACGGCGAUUCGCCCUCGCCGAUCCUGUUUGACGGCGCACCGCGAGGCGGAUCGGGCUCCGACACUGAUGCAGAUGUAUCGGGCGAGCAACAAUUCGGCCCAGCAUCACCUCAUAAACCUCCUGCGCGAUUCGAGGCGUACGCCACGGCCAACUAG
Molecule: messenger RNA, 5283 nt
Organism: Moesziomyces aphidis
Lineage: Eukaryota; Fungi; Basidiomycota; Ustilaginomycetes; Ustilaginales; Ustilaginaceae
Source: the annotation of a GenBank genome assembly